GCCGAAUGAGAGCACACAUGUACACCCGUUUGGUCGAGAUACUUGGCUGCAUUGGUUCCGCGGUUCUUCUCCGCUUCGAAUUUUCUUUCUCUUCUCUAUCAUUCGUUUUCAGUUCAGUCUGUCGAUCGUUAUCGGAGGAAACGUCGCCACUUGUGCCGCUGCCGACGGUGCAAGUGGUUCGAUGAAUGGGUGAACAAUUUCACUUCCGCAUUUUCAUCUGUCAACGAGAAAGCUUACUCAACGAGCAGUAAUCUCUCUCGAGAGAUAGCGAGAAUUAGAUGCGCUAUAUUAGACAUUGCUGACGACGCAUCAUUACAUUGCACCAAGCGAGACUCUUGUAUUUGUAUAUCAUUCGUAAAAAGGAUCCGAAUGAAAGAGAGGAUGCUUCCAGAGCGAAGGGCCGAGGCCCUCCUGGUAGCCUUGCGAGCAAACCAACUGCGCUCUCUCUCUGCGUUUUUCAUUUGGAUCCUUCUCGUACUCAUAGUUUAAUGAUGCACAGGGAUUUUGACUGCGUUUUCACCACGGACAAACUGAGAGUGAGGUCGGAGUAUAGAAGUGAGGUGGAUACGAAAGUAUAAGCGAAGCGUUCCACAGCGACAGGCGCGACGUGGAAAGGGGCAAUACACAACGACGGACAAGCCGCCUAGUUUGAAGCUAAUCUUGAAGGUAGGAGGCAGUAGUGGGACGCCCGAGCACGGCGGCGAGUCGCCGAGUCAGACUACGAUGCUGUCGCAGCACUAUCAGCAACAGCUGGGCCUCAACUACUCCGUCAGUCAGGGCGACACGGAGUACGAUAGGUACGUCGGCCACAAGAAGCUCAAGAAGAAAAAGAAAAAGAAAGACAAGCGACACAAGCACCAUCACAAGGAUAAGAAGAGGCGGAGGGAGGAAUCGAGUCAGGAGUCGGUCGGUGACGCCGAUGAGAACCUAGCGGAGCCACCACCGAAGAAGAUUCCCAAUCACAAUCAGUUGUUGCCGCCUAGACCACCGUCCAGCGGUGAAUUGAGGAUCGGCGUUAGUAACAUAAGCUCCCUGUCACCGCAUCGUGAACCUAGAACAUGCGUCCUCAGGAAGAUAGCGGAGCGCACACCCCUCCAGAGAUUGCUGGAGCACUUGUUGAGGUCGAUGGAAAAGCGGGAUCCGCAGCAGUUUUUCGCCUGGCCGGUCACAGACAGCAUCGCGCCCGGCUACUCGCAGAUCAUCACGAAUCCUAUGGAUUUCAGCACGAUAAAACAGAAGAUAGACGACAACAACUAUCAGAACCUGCAGGAAUUCGUGGACGACUUCAAGCUCAUGUGCGAUAACGCUACGACGUACAACCAUCCCGAUACCAUUUACUACAAAGCAGCGAAAAAGUUGCUGCACGUCGGUCUGAAGAUGGUGACUCCCGAGAAGCUGCGGCAGCUGAGGCCAGUCUUGAUGUACAUGAACGACAUCACGAGGGAGGAGCUGGGAUUCGAGCUGGGCACCGAGGAUCCCAACAAUCCGGACGCGCCCGCGACAGAGGAGCAGAUCGAGCGGGAACGCGAACAGGAGGAGCGCAACGAGGAAGCGGAGGAGCUCAGGAAGGAGAAUCAGAGAAAGAUGAGAUUGGCGAAUUUGGGUAAGUUCGAGGCGAUUCCCGAUGAUUUGACACCAGAUGAGAUACUGAAGCAGGCUAGGGGGGCGGCGAAAGCCGCGGCAGAGAAGCUCAGCUUGAAAAGGGUUAAUUCAAAGAUGGGUUUCCUGCGACAAAAGAAAGACGGCACUACCAGUCUGCAGAUUAUCGUGCCCGGAGACGGGAUCAUUCCGGGAACCAACCAGAGACCCGUAUCGCUGGGGCAAUUGAUUGGCAAAUUAAAUCAUGGCACGGGGGCGCUGGCUGGAUUUCGUGAGGAUCGAAGGAAUUUGUCGAAACCGGCGAAACCUUUGUAUUACGGCGCGUUCGGUUCGUACGCGCCCAGCUACGAUUCGACGUUCGCGAACCUCACGAAGGAGGAGACGGAUUUGGUUUAUCAGACAUACGGCGAUGAAACCGCUGUUCAGUACGCCGAGUCCAUCCUGGAUUUCGCCAAGGACUGUGAUUACACAUUGACCAUGGUCGACGACCUUUUGGAUAUCCUGACGGGCGGCGAUCAUAGGAAGACGAAAAAAUUCCUUGAGGAAAAACGAAGACUGAAGGAAGAGGAGGAAAAGAUCAAGACCUUGCUGGAGAAGCCCAUGCAGGAUGUGAAUCGUAACAUUUCAUCACUGGAGAAGAUCAAGGUCGAUAUCGAGCAGCUGAAGACGCUCUCCGAAUUUGGUAUCGACGUGGAGUUUUUGGAGAGUUUAGAAGACGAACUAAAGUAUAGCGAGGACCGCGCCGCACUGCAGAGCCGUCUUGAUGACACGUCGCAGAUUCUAGGCCGGUUGAAGCAAGCUCAGCACGAGCGACUGUCGGCACCACCGCCAGCUCACUUGUCCAAUGUGCCUAAGGCUACGGAAGCUGAAGUGCUGCUAGCUGAAAAAAUCACUGAUAAUCUCACUGAGAUAGCGAAGAAACUGCCACCGUCCGGGAUCGCGCCUGUGGACGGUUUGCGUAGGGCGAUGGGAAUAGCGCCUCUUGGUGGAUCGGAGCCUAUGGAAGUCGAACCAAUUACCCACAAUCCUCCUAUAGUAGCCGACAAUUCAUUACUAUCGAGUCCAAGUAACGGCAGCAGUCAGGUGUUGUCGAACUUGUUGCCAGCCCCCUCGCCAAUUCAGAACGCGGAUCUGCUCAGUCCGGCCAACCAGCAAAAUCAAAAUAUCAGUAUUGUGGGGGCGAAUCAACCGCCGACGCAGCCGAUUCAAAUCCCGAUCGGUAUGACGCACAGCAGUCAGACACCACCGUCUCUCUUGAGUGCAACGGAGCCAUCCGGUGAUCUCGAAUCCGAGCUGCGUGAAUUCUUGGAGAGUGAUCCUACGUUAGGACACUCGCCUCUUCACGACGACAAAACUCUGGAGGAUAUUUUAUCCGAGUCUUAGUGUGUGCGCUAAUCCUCCAAGGGUUCUAUAAAAGUUAUUAUAAAUAUAAUAAGUUAUAAAUAUACUGUAAGUUAUAAAGCUCUGUACAUUUUACUACGAAUAUUAGUUUCUCAUUGUGUAUAAGAUUAAUAAUAAAUUGAAUUAUAUAACA
Molecule: messenger RNA, 3133 nt
Organism: Ooceraea biroi (clonal raider ant)
Lineage: Eukaryota; Metazoa; Arthropoda; Insecta; Hymenoptera; Formicidae
Gene: Brd7-9
Product: Bromodomain containing 7/9
Biological process (GO): regulation of transcription by RNA polymerase II
Cellular component (GO): nucleus
Source: RefSeq, a predicted model, not a curated record